This is a messenger RNA of Triticum dicoccoides, 996 nucleotides long. RefSeq names its product threonine dehydratase 1 biosynthetic, chloroplastic-like. Gene Ontology annotation, biological process: L-threonine catabolic process; L-serine catabolic process. Lineage: Eukaryota; Viridiplantae; Streptophyta; Magnoliopsida; Poales; Poaceae. The transcript has 7 exons. The record is from RefSeq and is a predicted model, not a curated record. Gene Ontology annotation, molecular function: L-serine ammonia-lyase activity; threonine deaminase activity. The coding region runs from base 1 to 996 and encodes 331 amino acids.
AUGGACAAGGCAUUUUCAUUCAAGUUGAGGGGUGCAUAUAAUAUGAUGGCAAAGCUCUCCCAAGAGCAGUUAAACAACGGCGUUAUCUGCUCCUCUGCUGGAAACCAUGCUCAAGGAGUUGCUCUUUCUGCCCAAAGAUUGGGCUGUCAUGCCGUUAUUGUCAUGCCUGUGACAACACCAGAAAACAAGUGGCGAUCAGUGGAGAAACUGGGUGCGACAGUCGUUCUCAAAGGAGAUUCAUAUGACGAAGCUCAAUCAUAUGCAAAACUAUGCUGUGAGGAGGAAGGCCUCACAUUCAUACCUCCUUUUGACCAUCCCGACAUUAUUGCUGGACAAGGAACUGUUGGCAUGGAAAUUGUUCGCCAAUUGCAAGGUCCAUUACAUGCAAUAUUUGUACCUGUGGGAGGUGGUGGAUUAAUUGCUGGAAUUGCUGCCUAUGUGAAACGGGUCUGCCCUGAGGUCAAAAUAAUUGGAGUGGAGCCCUCAGAUGCAAAUGCCAUGGCAUUGUCCUUGUUUCAUGGCCAGAGGGUCAUGUUAGAACAUAUUGGAGGGUUUGCUGAUGGUGUAGCUGUCAAAGUUGUAGGCAAGGAGACAUUUCCCUUGUGUCAAGAUUUUGUAGAUGGCAUUGUCCUGGUCAGCCAAGAUGCUAUCUGUGCUUCAAUAAAGGAUAUGUUUGAGGAGAACAGGAAUAUCCUUGAACCUUCUGGGGCCCUUGCCUUGGCUGGGGCUGAAGCUUACUGCAAAUACUAUGGUUUGAAAGGGGAAACUGUGGUUGCAAUAAGUAGCGGUGCAAAUAUGAACUUUGAUACACUUAGAUUAGUAACCGAGCUUCCUGAUGUUGGUCGAAAACCAGAAGCGGUAUUACCUACAUUUUCGCCGAAGGAGCAGGGAAGCUUCAAAGAGUUUGCAGAACUGGUUGGCCGGAUGAAUAUUACCGAAUUCAAACACAUAUAUGAUUCUCAUGGAAAAGAAGCCCUUGUUCUACACAGUUGUUAA